Messenger RNA from Actinia tenebrosa (Australian red waratah sea anemone), 3115 nucleotides. RefSeq lists its product as uncharacterized. Lineage: Eukaryota; Metazoa; Cnidaria; Anthozoa; Actiniaria; Actiniidae. The record is from RefSeq and is a predicted model, not a curated record.
UCACUCACGUACUCUUUAAUAAGCGUAAAAGUAUCAGACGCAGAACAGAAGAUUUAUCAUCUCUUCUCUCAAAGACACCACAGUUUUACUAUUCAUUCGAGCCUGGUUCUCUCAACUCACUCCAAGUAAACCCAAAGACACCACAGAUCAAGAAAAUCUGGCCCUGUUUUUCGGCGAGUUCGUAGCUUUUCUAUCGGCGCCCUAACGAUCACAGGUCACAAUGGACAAGAAGCUGGAAGACGCUGAUGCUAUGAUGUUGCAAGAUAAUGGAGUAACGUACAAAAAGAAGUCAACCUCGCUUAAACGAACCAAAGUUGUGGCUUUAAGCGUUUUAGUGAUUGGUGUUGUUUGUCUUAUCGUAGGUAUAGCGUUGAUUGCAAGCGUUAAAAAACCAACCUGCAUUGACACUAAGAAGCCUAUUUCUGAUUCGGAGUUGUUUUGUCGAUACUCAAAUGAAGCAAAUCGAAUCGGUUUGGGGGAAUUUAUCGACCGGGUGAGGAAAACGUAUCAUAAGUAUCAUAAAUAUAAUGUCAUGUACGAUCCAGAUAUUGGCACGGAUAUGGAAUCGUUCGAACGGGUCAAGGUGGAGUUCGAACCGUAUGAUGCUGCACCUCAAAGUAUCAAAGAGCGCACAGACGUAUCCUGGGAACUCCUAGAAGAAAUCGAUGGAAAAACCAUACAAGUUGAUAAAUUGAAGCCACGUGAACGCAAAGCAAUUGAACAGGUAAAACACUACCUAAAGCAUGUUUUUGGAGAACCGUAUGAUGUGAAUUAUUACGCUGGAGAUUGGAUGUUAGGACCGAAUUUAUUCUGCUGGCAACCUGUGUGCCACAUGAGCUACAGUUUGUACAACGUUAUGCUACACCUUAAGCCUUUGGACUUAAUGGAUGUAGAACUGAUCAGAACAAAGCUUCAAAGUUUCAACUCUACUAUCAGUCAGUACGUAGCGAACAUGAAGCUUGGGGUGAUUAAGGGAAUGGUACGAAGCGUGGAUGAGUGCAAAGCAGGCUUUGAUGCUAUCUCCAGAAAUUAUUUGAACAUAUCACUCUUCAACGAGACUGGAGUGUUAAAAGAAUGGUACACUCAAGCUUUACUGGAUACAGAGUAUUACUCGCAGAUCAGCGAUGAUAUGAACAAAGAAUGGCAAAAAACUCAUAACAAUCGAAACGUGAGCGAAUCUAUGAAGGAAUAUUUGAUUGAGUACAUUGGGAAGCCAAUCACAAACAUGUUGAGGUAUCUGAAGGAAGAACAUCUUCCUCAUUGCGUCCCCAGUUCUGUGUCCAGCGGUUUAGCUGGUCUACCCGUCAAAUACGUCUAUACUAACGGCAUUGCCAACACAUCCAGGCCUACAGACCCGACCCUACCCCUGACAGAUAAGAUUUUAGAUGGCAAUAAAACAUAUGAAAUGAUCAUGCCUUAUUUUACCACCAACAACAUGACGGCUGACGAAGUUCACCAGUUAGGGUGGAAGAUGCUUGAUACUCUUUAUCCAAAGGUAGUCGAAAUUGCUAAAGAAGUGACACAAAUUCACAAUGACAGCGCACAAGCCGUCCUAAAGUUUCGUGAGAUUCUUAACUCGUCUGACAGUUACUUUGAUGAUCCAAUCCCUAAAAAUGAAAGUGACGAGACAGCUCAUCGAAAAUGCAGUGAUUUAGCCGGUGCUGAAAAGUACUGUCCUGCUCGAUGGGCAGCUAUUCAGAAAUGGUUUGAAGAGGCCAGAAAAGUAAUGAGCAUGCUGGACCCCAAGAUCGUCAAAAUGUUUUACUUCACUGGUACAAAGCACACAACACCCAACUGUCCCGUUGAUUUGAGACCGGAUCUGAACCCAUCAAGUGGAGCGCAAAGCUACGACUCGAGCGGGACAGCAUGCAGUGGCAGUGCAAUCUAUAACAUACCGUUCUUCUUGGGGAGAAUGGGUCCUCGGUAUUCUGAGUGGAGUGUCAAUGCUCAUGAGGCAAGACCUGGUCAUCAUUUACAGGUCCAGGGAAACAUCGAGCAUUUCCGAGACAGCUGCGGUGGUUCUAUUGRUUGGUUAGACUCGGAAACAUACUACACGGCUUUCACCGAGGGAUGGGCGUUGUACGCUGAGAACCCGCUCAUCGCUGAAGAUACAGAUACCUACAAGAACGAAGCUAUGCAGAAAUUUGGCAUGUUAAAGUGGCAGAUCUGGCGUGCCAUCAGGCUCAUUGUCGAUACCGGGCUUCAUUACAAAGGAAUGACAAGGAGCGAGGCCUUGAAGCUCUUCGACGAGAAAGCCUGGGACGGGACAGACUUGGCCCAGAAAGAAGUCACUCGAUAUCAGAGCGAUCCAGGUCAAGCAACGGCUUACAUGAUUGGACAACUAGAUAUCAAGAAAGCCAGAGAAUAUGCUACGAAAGAGCUGGGGAAGAGUUUCGACUUGAAGGAAUUCCAUUACCAAGUUCUUUCACAAGGAUCUUCUCCUCUGGGGUAUCUAACAGACCAUAUUCGUCGAUAUGUUGAGUGCAAGAAAGAUCCUAGCAAGACGGGAUGUAAGGACAUCCUAUCACCUCUGAAAGAAACAUCUAGUAGUUCAGAAAAGGAAGGAAUGAAGAAGGCACCUAUGCCGAUUAUACGUCCACCCAAAAGACACUACAUUUAGAUUAAGGAAUAUAAAACACGCGAUGUAUUCUCAUACCUAAGAUAUAGAUAAAGCUGGAUAGGUGAUGGAUAUAUUAUAGAUUACUACUGUAUAUGACGUAUUUCUUUCAGGAUCAAGCUUAUACGAGUGACUUAACAAUACUUGCAUAUAUCGCCGCCAUUUUGGAGAAGACUAGUCUUCCAACAUGGCGGGUAGAUCUUUCCUUAUUUUAUUUUUGUGAGCGUUUUCAUUCAGGAUAUAGCGGGUUUUCUUUCUUUCAGUUAUAACAGAACGUAGUCUACGGAAGAAAGGGGGUACUCUAACUUUUGCUCCCUCAAUGAAUGAUACUAAGAUAUCAUACUUUACGGUGUUUUACAGCAUUGAUCUCGACUUUGUACAUGCUUGUCAAUUGAUAGUAGAGUCGAUCCGGCAUUAUUGAUUAUUUUUUCAAAAAUUCUUGGUCAGUUAUCUUUAUUAAUUUACGAAAUAUACUUGAUUAAAACUACGAUGUACGAA